Messenger RNA from Naegleria gruberi, 3198 nucleotides. RefSeq lists its product as uncharacterized. Gene Ontology annotation, molecular function: protein binding. The transcript is spliced from 2 exons. Gene Ontology annotation, cellular component: recycling endosome; trans-Golgi network. Gene Ontology annotation, biological process: intracellular cholesterol transport. The coding region runs from base 1 to 3198 and encodes 1065 amino acids. The record is from RefSeq and is a predicted model, not a curated record. NCBI's taxonomy places the organism in Eukaryota, Heterolobosea, Eutetramitea, Acrasida, Naegleriidae.
AUGAAUGAUUACGUAGCCAACUAUUUAAUCAAGAAUAAUUUCAUGCUCACUGCAUUGGAAUUCUAUCAAGAACUUUUGGAAGAAGGACAAGAAUUAAAACUUUUGAGAGAUUACUUUGAAAACAAGGAAUAUAAGAAUGAACAAGCAUCAUCAUCCAACAGCAAUGGUAUGAUGAUUCAAGUCGAUUCACAACAUACAAAAGCUCUCGAAGAACAAUUAAAAAAGAAGGAUGAAACCAUUUCAAUGAUGGAAUACGAAAUUAGACUUCUCCAAUCAGAUAUUGCCAAAUUAAAAGGUCAAGCAAAGGAAAGUUUUGUUAUACCAACAGUAAACAAAACAGCUAAAGCAAAUGAAAACACUGAAGGUAAUGAAGAUGAAAAUGCCGAAGGAAAUGAUGAACCUACAACACCAAAUGUAGAUCACAAGAUGGCCUCCGAACCAUUAACAGUACACGAAAAGCAAGUUGUAAAUUAUCUUGUUAAAGAUUACUUGGUUAAACAAGGAUAUAAAAUCAGUGCUAUUAGUUUCACUGAUGAAGUACACGAAAUGGACAUGUUCAAUUUAGAUGAAGUUUUAUCAAAUAGUGAUGAAAAUGAAUUGCCAAUAGGUUUGUCAUAUCUGUAUAGACACUAUUAUAGUGGAGGUGAUAAGACCAAACAAAAUAUGAAGGACACAAAGGCACUCAGAGAAGCUCUUGCUCAAUUGGAACAAAAGGAUAAAUUGAUUCAAUCUUUGGAAAAGUCAAUUCAACGUCAAGAUAAAGCAAUAGAAAAGCUCAAGUCUCAACUUGAAUCUAAUGCAACAUCAGCAACUACUUCAGAUGAAACACCACUAAAUUCAAGCACUGAUGAAUCUAACUCAGUUGUUUCACAAGAUGUUAUGGUACUUCAAGCCAAACUUAGAGAAUUUGAAAAUCAAGAAUCGAGUAUUAUUCAAAUUUUGGGUGAAAAACUCCCUGCUCUUUUGGAAACAGCCAAAUCAAACAAGAGACAAGAAUUCAUGCCAAUUCUUGUUGCAACCCUCCAAUCACACCCAGAUGCCGAAGUGAGAGAAACACUCUCCGAAUCUCUAUUCAAUCUCAUCAAGAAACCUGAUGAUCAACAACGUCAAAUGAUCAUUAAUGGAUGUAUUAGUUUAGCUAGACGUAUUUCUCCAGAUAGAUUUGAAAAGGAACUUCUCCCUCAAUGUUGGAAACAAAUUACUCACAAGUAUACUGAAAGAAAAAUACUGGUUGCUGAGGCCUGUGGUGAAUUAUCUCACUACGUAAAGGCCUCUCUGAGACCAACAAUGCUCUUGACAACUCUCUUCAAACUCAUGGAAGAUAAAACUGAUGAAGUGAGAGCUUCAGUUGUUAUCAACUUGGCCAAAUUAGUCAAGACUUUCACAGAGGAAGAAGAUGUUGAAAGUAAGAGUAAAUAUUUCCAAAUCGAAGAAAUGACACUCAAAUUCCUGUACGAUAAGUCAGAAGCUGUUGAAGAUGCUGCAACAACACAACUUGUACCAUCUCUCAUAACAUGGUGCUUUACCUUUGAUUAUUUAUUUGAAAAGUUUGCUCCAACCCUGUUGAGUAACAUUGAGAAUUUGAUUAAGAAGAGACUCAAGAGUGGAUCAAAUGCCAGUAGCUCCAAGAUUGUUGUCCUUUUGAGAUGUUUCAGUGGUGUCAUACCAUACAUUCUCAAAUUAAUGACCAAGACAAUGCCAGCAGAAAUUCACAACUCUGAAAAUACCAAGGAUGAACAAUCCAUGAAAAAGAUUAUGGAUAAGUAUAUUGGAGAAACUUCUCUUUCGGAUUUGGAAAAGACCAAGUCUGCAUCUUGGAAGGGUCUUUACUGGUUACUCAAUGUUUGCACCAGAAGACUCUUAUCUGUUGCUGCCUCUGUAAACAUUGAACAUACCAAUAUUUCUAAAGAAAUUUACACAAUUUUCAAUGGAUUAUGUGAAGCAUUUGGAGAACCUGUUAUUUCAAAGAUUUUCGAACAAAAGAUUGUUUCCCUCUUGGAAACAAGCUCAGACACCAUCAUUGACGGAACUAUUGAAGUUGUAAAGAAGGAAAAGGACACUGAAAGAACCAGUGUAACUAUUGUAAAGGAAAGACUCUUACCAGUGUAUAUUUGUGGUGUAUUACCAUUCAGUCCUAAGGAAAGAAUUUCUGAAGUACUGAGAACACUCAUUAUCAAUGUAUCCAUCUCAGAGAGAACAUGGGAAAGCUCACAUAUGCCAUUCUUGUACAAUGCCCUUAUUAGCGGUGUAACCAUGAAUGAAAAGCUGAGAAAUGACAUUCUUACUGUUGUAUGCAAACUUGCUGUUAAUCCUUCCAAGGUUGUUCGUUCAUCAGUUGCUGAUAUUUUAACUGAAUUAAUUGAACCAUUGGAAUCUGAAAUUUUGGCAGCUCAAAUCUUGCCUGCACUCAUUACAGUUGCCUCUGAUAUGGAAUCUGACAUUAAGAUGAAGGCUGUUAGAGGUUUGGGAAUUUUGGCAUGUAGUUUGAGUGAAGUAGCAGAUUUUAACAAGCUCUCCACUCAAUUUGACAUGCUUUUAGAUUCUAGAGAUAGAAGUAUGUUCAAGGAAGUGUUGAACGUUUUUUCAGAAAUUAUUCCUCAAGUUGAUCCAUACUUCCGUGAUAGUUUCAUGAUUAAGAAAUUAGUCUGGCUAGGUAAACAAAAUAACCAAAAUAGUGAUUUGAGAGAUCGUAGAGAUACUGCCAAUUUAUUAUUGGACAAUUAUCGUGCUCUUAAUGGAUGUAUUAUGACCGAUGAAAUUAUUUCUGACAUUAUUGAAGGAUUGAAACUCUUGUCGAAUGAUUGUGAACUCAUUACUGACUCUUCUGUAGCAUCAUUUGUUUCACAAAUGAAAGAAGAAUUGGAAGCCAUUGUCCAACAACAUGCCAAGGAACAAACAAAGGGCUCAACUCUUAUUUCAUUCUCUGCACUCAUUGACAAGAUGAAACCAAACAUGGAAGGAGGAAGUGGAGCCAUGAGUUCUCUUGCCUCUUCCACUGCCAGUAUUUUAGGAUCCAAGGAAAAUAAUUCUCCAAACAAUGCCACAUCAACAGCCUCUACAACAGCCAACAAUAAUCCUUCAAACAACUCGACCAAUUGGCAAGGUAUUGGAAGUGGUAAUCCUGGUAAAUCAAAUGAAGAAGUUAAGGAAAAUCUUAAAAAGAUCUUUACUUUUGGUUUGGCAGGCAAGAAGCAAUAA